Molecule: messenger RNA, 1830 nt
Organism: Lycium barbarum (goji berry)
Lineage: Eukaryota; Viridiplantae; Streptophyta; Magnoliopsida; Solanales; Solanaceae
Product: 5-OH-xanthotoxin synthase-like
Exons: 3
Coding region: 27-1514 (495 amino acids)
Molecular function (GO): oxidoreductase activity, acting on paired donors, with incorporation or reduction of molecular oxygen; iron ion binding; heme binding
Source: RefSeq, a predicted model, not a curated record
AGUGACUAGGCAAUUAGACACAGAAAAUGAUGCUCUUUCUACUCGUAACCCUACCUAUCAUUCUCAUUUUCCUUCUUCCUAAAGCCAGAAAGGGUGGAAGAAACACACUGCCACCAGGUCCUGUUGGUCUACCAUUCAUUGGAAAUUUGCAUCAAUAUGAUACUUUAACCCCUCAUAUCUAUUUUUGGAAACUUUCAAAGAAAUAUGGAGAAAUCUUCUCAUUGAAACUUGCUUCUGCUCAAAUGGUUGUAGUUUCUUCAAAAAACUUAGCCAAAGAAGUACUCAAGACACAAGAUUUAAUAUAUUGUAGUAGACCUUCUAUUCUCAGUCAGCAAAAAUUAUCUUAUAAUGGUCGUGACAUAGUCUUUUCACCUUAUAAUGACUAUUGGAGAGAAAUGAGAAAAUUUUGUGUGCUUCAUCUAUUUAGUCUCAAGAAAGUACAAUUAUAUAGUCCAAUUCGUGAAGAUGAAGUAUCAAGAAUGAUCAAGAAAAUAUUUCAACAAGCUGCCACUUCACAAAUAAUAAAUUUGAGCAAUUCAAUGAUUUCACUAACUAGUACGAUUAUCUGCAGAGUUGCUUUUGGUGUUAGGUUUGAUGAAGAAGCACAUGAAAGAAAGAGAUUUGAUUAUCUUUUGGCUGAAGCACAAGCUUUGGUGGCUAGCCUUUUUGUGUCUGACUUUUUUCCUUCUUUAAGUUGGAUUGAUAAACUUACUGGAUUGACAAAUAGACUUGAGAGGAAUUUCAAGAACUUGGAUGAGUUUUAUGAAGUACUUAUUGAGCAGCAUCAGGAUCCCAAUAGGCCAAAAUCCAUGGAAGGAGAUAUUGUUGAUCUUUUGCUUCAAUUGAAGAAAGAGAAAUCAACACCAAUUAAUCUCACUUUGGAAGACAUAAAAGGACUUCUAAUGAAUGUAUUAAUUGCUGGAUCAGACACUAGUGCAGCUGCAAUAGUAUGGGCAAUGACAGCUUUGAUGAAGAAUCCAAAAGUCAUGAAGAAAGUUCAAGAAGAAAUCAGAACUUCAAUUGGGAACAAAGGCAUUGUGAAUGAAGAUGAUAUCCAAAAUAUGUCUUAUCUGAAAGCAGUUAUAAAAGAGACAUUUAGAUUGUAUCCACCGGUUCCACUGCUAGUGCCAAGAGUAUCAAUGGAUAAAUCCACACUAGAAGGGUAUGAAAUUCAGCCAGGAACAAUAAUUCAUGUUAACUCAUGGGCAAUUGCAAGAGAUCCUGAAAUAUGGGAAAAUCCAGAAGAAUUUAUACCUGAGAGAUUCUUGAAUAAUGAUAUUGAUUUCAAGGGACAAGACUAUGAGCUAAUUCCUUUUGGAGCAGGACGAAGAGGGUGCCCAGGAAUUACACUUGGGGUUGCUUCCACAGAACUUGCAUUGUCAAAUCUUCUUUACGCAUUUGACUGGGAGUUACCUUGUGGGAUGAAAAAAGAGGAUAUUGACACAAAUGUUAGGCCUGGAAUUACGAUGCAUAAGAAAAAUGAGCUUUUCCUUAUCCCUAAAAGUUAUUUCUAGAUUACAGUCAAACGUGAAUCUAAGUUUUGCUCUGGAAAUCUAGGCCCGAUGAAUCUGCUUGCCCAUAUGCCCACAUUGGUAGAAGCACACCUUCUUGGUUUGAGUUGGGGUCAUUUGCACUUUUGUCUCUACUUUGUGCUGGUCUUUAAUUUUUAUCCUUCAAAUGGAUUGGUCUUUAUUUUUUGUCCUUCAAACUCGAAUUUAUGCUUCAAACUCGAAUUUUUUGUCUUUAAUUCUGUAAGUUUAAUUGUACUUGUUAUUAUUUAAGUUUGAACUAUGUAUGUAGUUGUACAAAAAAGUAACGUGUAUACACAUA